Salarias fasciatus (jewelled blenny) is the source of this 1729-nucleotide messenger RNA. RefSeq names its product gamma-aminobutyric acid type A receptor subunit alpha5 (gene gabra5). Gene Ontology annotation, cellular component: membrane. Gene Ontology annotation, molecular function: GABA-A receptor activity; extracellular ligand-gated monoatomic ion channel activity. The record is from RefSeq and is a predicted model, not a curated record. Gene Ontology annotation, biological process: monoatomic ion transmembrane transport. Lineage: Eukaryota; Metazoa; Chordata; Actinopteri; Blenniiformes; Blenniidae. The transcript is spliced from 10 exons. Bases 134 to 1513 code for a protein of 459 amino acids.
UCCUUUUUUUUCUCUCUUUCCGAUCGGCGGAUGGAGGCGGCGUUCCCGGGAAUUGAUGCCCGAAUACCGAGCCUGGCAAUCUGCGUGUGAGACAUCAGGCGGAGAAGUUUGACUGCGCAUCGUCUUGUGUGGAAUGGGAGAUGGAAUGUGCCACAGCUUUGCAAUGAGACGUCUGUGGUUCUGUGUCUUGCUUGUGAGCAUCACCUGCCGUCUGAGCCUCUCUCAGGAAGUAACUGGAACUCCUAAAGAGGCAGAAAUAAACAACAACAUCACAAUCUUCACGCGCAUCCUGGAUGGGCUGCUAGAUGGAUAUGACAACAGACUCCGCCCUGGACUUGGAGAGAAGGUGACGGAGAUCAAAACCAACAUCUUCGUCACAAGUUUUGGUCCAGUCUCUGACACCGAAAUGGAAUACACUAUAGAUGUGUUUUUCCGUCAAAGCUGGAAAGAUGAGCGGCUCUGCUUCAAAGGUCCGAUGGAAAUGCUUCCUCUGAACAACCUGCUGGCCAGCAACAUCUGGACCCCCGACACAUUCUUCCUGAACGGGAAAAAGUCAAUAGCGCACAACAUGACCACGCCAAACAAGCUGCUGCGGCUGAAAGAUGACGGUACCCUUCUCUACACAAUGAGGCUCACUAUUUCAGCAGAAUGUCCCAUGCAGCUGGAGGAUUUCCCAAUGGACGCCCACGCCUGCCCUCUGAAAUUUGGAAGCUAUGCGUAUCCGGUCUCGGAGGUGGUCUACACCUGGACUCAAGGGGCAGCUAAAUCAGUGGUGGUGGCGGAGGAAGGCUCCCGGCUCAACCAGUACCACCUAAUCGGUCAGACCGCCGGGACGGAGGACAUCUACACCAGCCGAGGGCAGUACACGGUGAUGAUGGCCCACUUUUACCUGAAGAGGAAGAUCGGCUACUUCGUCAUCCAGACCUACAUGCCUUGCUUCAUGACCGUGAUCCUGUCUCAGGUUUCCUUUUGGCUCAACCGCGAGUCUGUGCCAGCACGGACGGUUUUUGGCGUGACAACAGUACUCACCAUGACCACUCUCAGCAUCAGUGCUCGAAACUCGCUGCCCAAAGUGGCUUACGCUACCGCCAUGGACUGGUUCAUCGCCGUGUGCUACGCCUUCGUCUUCUCGGCCCUCAUCGAAUUUGCCACCGUUAAUUAUUUCACCAAAAGGAGCUGGGCCUGGGAUGGAAAGAAGGCAAUGGAAGCACAGCAGCCCAAGAAAAAAGACCCUUUGGCUCUGUCCAAGAAGCCAAACAACACCUGCUCAACUGGAGUCAACUACACCACCAACCUCACCAAGGACGCGUCCAUCUCCACCAUUUCGAACAGCACGGCCGUCCAGCUCAAGCCGUCGGAGACCAAGGCGCCGGACCCCAAAAAGACUUACAACAGCGUCAGCAAGAUUGACAAGAUGUCCAGGAUAGUGUUCCCGGUGCUGUUUGGGACCUUCAACCUGGUGUACUGGGCGACGUAUCUCAACAGGGAACCGGUGAUCAAAGGGGCGGUGUGAGCCGCACCGCGUUCAUCCGCAAGAAAGUCACUUUUGGGAUUUCAUAACUGGAGCGCAAUCAAAAACAAUGCCAAGCACUUAGUCCUUGUGUCCUAGAUGGUGUUUUUUUUCUUUUAUUUGUUUGUUUUUCAUGAGUUGACUGGAUAACAUUGCAUGUGCGUUGCUUCAGGAUAAAAAAAAAAUGCCAUGUUUGCCUUCAGUUUGUACAUGUAUGAC